This is a messenger RNA of Folsomia candida, 1642 nucleotides long. Its product is annotated as putative ferric-chelate reductase 1 homolog. The record is from RefSeq and is a predicted model, not a curated record. Bases 99 to 1517 code for a protein of 472 amino acids. The transcript is spliced from 9 exons. NCBI's taxonomy places the organism in Eukaryota, Metazoa, Arthropoda, Collembola, Entomobryomorpha, Isotomidae.
UCAUUUUGUGAAAUAGGAAUUCCGAAUGAUGGAAGUAAGUUUGUAUUUAGCAAAUUAUUCUUAUAUACAUACGCACUACGCUGAUUCAAUUUUGGAAUAUGAGUAUAGCCCCAAGGCCAGAAAUGCUUCAAUGUGUCAAGGAGGAUUGUGCUGCGUCUGUGGUGUUGAUCCCAUCCUUAAAAAAUCAACCUGACCAACCGAUCCAGUUUCAUAUGCAGUUUAACACUAAUCAAUUGGGCUAUGCAGCAGUAGGCAUCACAAGCGGAGAAAAAAUGGACAAAAUGGUGAUAUUGGAGUGUGUAAAAGAGCCUGGCAGUGGUACUAUACGGUCAUAUUUAUCGUGGAACGAGGCAACCAAAACGUCUGUGCAAGAAAUUGCUCCGGUUAGAGUUUAUUCAAAUGCAAAUUCAACUCUCGAUACAACGCAGCCCACUCCCUCACACGGAACUGAGCCGCCAUCCCUGCCCCCAACGCCAGCCAACAUUACUCCCCCAGAGUCUGAAUCCGGAGUUGCCUACUGCGACUUUUAUCUCCCACAAAAGUUAACCAUCAAGUUACCAUCGCAGUCCUUUACUGUUGACUUAGUAAGCACAGCAUAUGCGGUUAGUGUUGCAAUAGGAAAUGUGGCAGAUGGACCCGACAGUUGUGCUGGUGUAAAACCAGACGGAAAUUAUCCAGGAACCUUAAUAUGCCAUCACAAGGCGGUUAAGGCAUCUACCAAAUUUCUUCUUAUGGAAGUCCAAAAUAAAAUCGCGUCGAAGAGCUUUUUGCUGCAACACCUGCAUGCUUUCUUCAUGGUCCUUUCCUAUUUCACCUUGAUGCCGAUUGCAACAAUCGUUGCAAGAUUUUUCAGAGAAACCUGGUCGACCAGACAAGUUUUUAAUAAACGUCUGUGGUUUUCCAUUCACGCUGGACUGUUGUAUGGGGCAAUGUUUUUCACAAUUCUGGGAUACGCUUGCAUGGCAAUUGCUACGGGAGAGAUGUGGCCUGGUGAAAGUGGAGAGCAAACUCAUGCAUUCCUAGGGAUGACUUCGAUCGGUUUGUUGUCAACCCAAGCCAUCCUGCCAUGGAUAGUCCACAUACCAGGAAAACACUUAAAUGUGAAGAAAGUGUACUCAAUCAUUCACGCCGUCGUUGGCUCCGUUUGCUACAUGCUGGGACUCUUAAAUAUUGCCCUCGCCCCAUAUUUAAUGCCAGAUAACGUGGAUUGUAGCGUAAUUUUGAUUACAUUCGUCUGGAUUGGGUGUCACUUUUGCAUUUACUGGUUGCUCUCUACUCUCCUCAUAAUCAAAGAUCAUCAAAUGCCGAAUAACAGCACAAGAUUUCGGGCCUUGUUUUCUUAUCCAAUGCGACUAAAGACAAUGGAUGAUGCUCCGGGGAAGACAAAAAGAGAAGUAUUUCUCGGAAUACUCGUUGUUCUAAGUUUGGUUCUAACUAUGGCCAUGGGCUUCAUAGUGCUCCGGGAUGGGGGACAUUGCAAUCGUUAUAAUCCAAAUAAUAAUGACACCAACCAUUGACGUCCACUAUCCACAUAAGAUUUUAACCUAAAUAAUAAAUGUGAGGUAACAAAAUAUUCUAUGUAUUUGUCAACAAAUAUAUAUUUAUUCAUUUCAUGGGAAACUAUUAAAUUACAUUAACCUUU